AUGCUUGGACGUUCUCCAAGGAAGAUUAACAAUACCAGGUACUAUGAGGUCCUUGGGGUCACAAAGAAUGCAAGUCUGGAUGAAUUGAAGAAGGCAUACAUGAAUACUGCCAUAAAAAACCAUCCACACUAUGGUGGUGACCCUGAAAAGUUCAAGGAGUUGGCUCAGGCCUAUGAAGUGCUUAGUGAUCCUGAGAAGAGGGUUAUCUAUGAUCAGUAUGGCGAAGAUGCUCUUAAAGAGGGAAUGGGAGGUGGUGCUGGUGCUCACAAUCCUUUUGAUAUAUUUGAACAGUUUUUCGGUGGUGGUGGUUUUGGUGGUGGGGGCUCAAGAGGGCGUAGGCAGAAGCAUGGAGAGGAUGUUGUUCAUACCCUCAAGGUUUCUUUGGAGGACCUUUAUAAUGGAACAUUUAAGAAGCUUUCACUUUCAAGAAAUAGGCUGUGUCCAAAAUGUAGUGGAAGAGGAAGUCAGGGCUCUUCCUCUCUCAAGUGCAAUGGAUGCCAAGGAUCGGGGAUGAGCGUUGGAGUUAGACUGAUUGGGCCAGGAAUGAUCCAACAAAUGCCGCAUGUUUGUACUGUAUGCGAAGGCCCUGGUGAGGUUAUAAGUGAUAAAGACAAAUGCCCACAAUGUAAAGGUAACAAAGUCACUCAUGAGAAGAAGGUAUUAAAGGUGUUGGUUGAGAAGGGAAUGCAGCAUGGUCAAAAGAUUGUAUUCCCAGGAGAGGCUGAUGAAGCUCCUGAUACAGUUACAGGAGACAUCGUCUUUGUUUUGCAACUUAAAGAGCACCCCAAGUUCAAGCGAAAGUAUGAUGAUCUGUAUGUAGAGCAUACACUCUCGCUGACCGAGUCCCUCUGCGGCUUCCAGUUUGCUUUAACACAUCUUGAUUACAGAGAGCUUCUUAUCAAAUCAAAUCCAGGCGAAGUUAUCAAACCUGGUCAAUCUAAAGCCAUCAAUGAUGAGGGGAUGCCUAAUUACCCUUACCACAGGGCAUUCAUGAAGGGUCGACUGUACAUCAAAUUCAAUGUGGAAUUUCCUGAUUCAGGAGUUCUUUCUCUUGGUCAGUGCAGGCAUCUGGAGGCAAUUCUUCCACCCAGAACAAGCACGUGGAUGACCGACAUGGAGCUUGAUGAAUGCGAGGAAACCACCAUUUAUGAUGUUAAUAUUGAAGACGAGAUGAGAUGAAAGCAGCAGCAGC
This is a messenger RNA of Dendrobium catenatum, 1192 nucleotides long. RefSeq names its product dnaJ protein homolog 2-like. Gene Ontology annotation, cellular component: cytoplasm; cytosol. Lineage: Eukaryota; Viridiplantae; Streptophyta; Magnoliopsida; Asparagales; Orchidaceae. The coding region runs from base 1 to 1179 and encodes 392 amino acids. Gene Ontology annotation, biological process: protein refolding. The transcript has 9 exons. Gene Ontology annotation, molecular function: Hsp70 protein binding. The record is from RefSeq and is a predicted model, not a curated record.